UUUGACUCAGGGUACACAUGCUUGAGCUGUGAGAGGCCCUACUCCCCGUGGCUGGCUGGCAUCCCGGAGCAGAGGCAGAGAGAGAGAGACAGAGAAAGUUGAAUGCGAAAGACUGAGGGUGAAGAGAAUUUUAACUGUAAAGCAAACUACAAAGAGGGAAACAAGUGGUAAAGAAAGUUGUCUAAGCGGUAGGAAAGAGAAUAAGGGACUAAGUUGAGUGCAGCGUGGCUCCUCUAGAUUAUUUUUCACUAGGGUAUUUUUAUCUGUAGUGAGCGUGCAAGCAGUUUGUAUUUGGAAUUGAGAGCAAUGGCUGAUACAGGUGUCAAGAAGGAGCAUGGAGCCCUUGCAGAAGUGUCUUACGAUGAUGAAGAGGUCGCUCUGGUGGGUGCCGCCACAGAGCCGGCAGUAGAUGACGAUGAUCCAGCUGAGGCGACCGAUCCGGUGCUGGCAACUGGCUCGGGGGGGAAGAGUGAAGCGCAGAUGAAUGGGGUCAUGAUUCUGUCUCUGCUCGACAAGAUUAUCGGGGUGGUAGACCAGAUCCAGCAGACCCAGAAUGGGCUGGAGGCCCGGCAAGAAACCAUGGAGAAGUCAGUGUCAACCAUCCAAGGGGAGCUGUCUAAGUUGUCCAAGAAUCACAUCGACACCGCCAACACUGUCAACAAAAUGCUGGAGAAGGUACGCAAGGUCAGCGUCAACGUCAAGACAGUACGCAGCAACCUCGAGAAGCAGGCGGGCCAGAUCAAGAAGCUGGAGAGCAACGAGUCUGAGCUGCUCAAGAGACGCAACUUCAAAGUCCUCAUCUAUCAGGACCAAGUGAAGCCACCAAAGGCAUCCAAAUCCAAGACAGCAGAGGCGGUAGAAAGUAAAACAGCGGAGGGUCUUGAGCAAAUCCCUGAAGAGGGACAGGAGGGACUCCCAGACAAUCUUAAUUCGGAUGAAGAGGUGGUGAUUGAAGAGGAGCUCAUAGAGACUCGUACAAAGCGUCUCCAACGCACCACAAAAGAGCAGGUCGAUAACAUAAAGAAAGCCUUCUCCAAAGAGAAAAUUGAGAAGACCAAACUAAAAACCAAGGAAAACUUGGAGAAGACCAAGCAGAGAACCCGUGAAAACUUGGAGAAGACAAGACAGAGAACCCGUGACAACCUGGAGAAAACCAAGCACAGUCUUGAGAAGAAGAUCGGCAAGCUCGGGACCCGCAUGACCCCCAACCAGGAGCGCAGGGCAAAGAUAAAGAGUUCCAAAGAGAAGAUGAAGAAAUCACUCACCCCUGACCACAAGAUGUAUGCUCGUUCCAAGACUUCCGUGUACCGCGUUCCCCCUUUUACCUUCCAUGUUAAGAAGAUCCGGGAAGGGGAGGAGGAGGUGGUGCAGAACACGGAGAUGGUAGAAGUGAGCGAUGCUGAGGUUCAGCCAGGGGGAGAGGAGAACGGGAUGGGUGUGCACGUGGAGGUGGAGGAAGGGGAGCUUGUCAGUGUAGACAGCCCCGAAAUGGAUACUCUGUUGGAGGUGACUGAAGACUCUGACCUGGUCAGGGUGGAUACAGACCACCUAAAGAAAGCCCAAAGUGAAUAGAGUCUCGUAGCUCCACAGGGCUGUGAAAGAAAUUAUAUAAAGAUGAAGAACGAAACAGAAUACUGAUAAAUGAAUAUAAUCACAAAGACACAGUAGGGACUUUAUAGAUGAUUACAAUCUGUGACAUCUUAUUUGUUUUCUGUUCUCUUUGUUUUGUUCCCAACAGGGAUAACUUUCAUAUUUGUUCAUAUUUAGCACUCAAAUAAUGGAAAGAAAGACAAAAACAGAAAUUAUGUUACAGGCUGAGUGGAUAUGCUACACUUAGAAAUUAGAGUAUCUGUUGUUUGUUGUUGGUUUGAUUAAUUGUGUGGCUAAAAGAAAAACAAAAAAAAUAUUGUGAUUAAGAGACAAUAUUUAGUGUGGCAUUCACCUUAACAAAUAUGGAAAAAUGAAGUUCUUGGCAAGGUUUUUGUUGUAAUGGACGGGUGAAGUGAUGUGAAUGUGUAAAGAAAAAUAAAUGUAAAAGUUGUAGACGGAUUCUUCUACAGAAGAAUUAACAGGUGAAGAAAAGAUCUGUUGCACUGGACUUAAACUAAGGCGUUUAACUAAACUGUACUCCAUAUUUCGUAAGAUUACAAACAUUUUCCCAAAUGUUACAAUACAGUCUUUCUCAUUGUUAAGCACUUAAGUGUGAAUGGCUGGAAAUAGAUGUGCAAUUUCUAUUAAUAUAUACUAGGAACCAUGAACCUGUGACAAAUUCAACUAUCACAAUGUUUAAAUGCAUAACACCACACUAAAAAGCAAAAUAUACUGUUGUAUAUAUGGGGUGAUAAAAUUUUCAGCUCAAUUUUCAGCUUUCAUUCAUAUUGAAAAAUGAAUAACUGAAUGAAAACAUUAAUAAGAUUCGGAAUGUAACUUUUGCUAUAGUAAAAACAGUGUUUAAUGAGGAUACAGCGUUUGGUGUAUCUGAACACGUUCUCACUAAGCUGCACAUAUUGCACUGCUGCACAAAGGGGAGGAAAAAAAAGAUUGUAUCACCAUGGUCACAGCUCAUCACAGUACAUUUUCAUGCCUAUUAAAAUUUCUCAAAGUAAUUACAGACAGAAAAAAAGAUGGUCUAAAGAGAUGCAAGAUGACAGUUUAAUGACUGCUGUAUGUAAUAUGGAGAAGCUGAACUAUUACAGGAACAUCCAAAGCAAAAAACUAAGAAAAUCUGGUCAUAAAUUUUACAAUUUGGUUGGCAUGAGAUGGAGAAAACAACCAAGUAGUAAUGAAUGUAAACUGGAUGGCAAUGCACAGUCAGUCUUCUGAUUUUGUAAGGCCGAGCAUAUCGCUCUCCAGACAAAAACAAGGUGAAUGUAUGUCUUCCAUUUUGCCUCCCUGGAGACUUGAAUGACCUUGAUGUGGUGCAGACACACACACAGAGGCCUACUGUGUAGCAUCGACCACCAUUAAAGUAAUCAAUGGGCGGGGAAAUACAAUUAAGGAGAGUGCUUGGUCAGAGCACUGCACAAACCAGAGAACAUUGGGAAAGACAAAGGGGGUGUGUGUCUGCGUGUCUAUGUGAGGGAGGGAGAGACUAAUAAAUGGGGACACGUAUGUGCAUGUCACGUACCCAAGCAUGAAGCUGAAAUAACAACAAUAAAAAACAAUAAAGAAAUCAGCUGUGGGCCUGUGAAAUCACAUGGGCAUGUUAUUUUCAUAGCAUUAGCCUUUUGUUUAUUUUAUUUUAAUUUUUUUGUAUUUUAUUUUAUUUUAUUGGCAAAGACAACCUGUACUUUAUCCAUAAUACUCGCUGGUUCCUUUAGAAGAAAUGUGUGUUUUUGUCACCCUGUUUAUUUUGUCUUGUUUUAAGCUGCUGGUUAUUCAAAAAAUGAGCUUCAACAUUGCUGCAACCUUAUGUGAUAUAAUAUUACUCUUGGUGUUAUUGAUUUAUAUUCAAAUAAUGACGCUUGACUGAUUAUGUUGUGUUUAAGGCUUUUUAUGCCUAACAAAUUAAAUAUAA
Messenger RNA from Pelmatolapia mariae (spotted tilapia), 3517 nucleotides. RefSeq names its product caveolae associated protein 1a (gene cavin1a). Gene Ontology annotation, cellular component: cytoplasm; caveola. Lineage: Eukaryota; Metazoa; Chordata; Actinopteri; Cichliformes; Cichlidae. The coding region runs from base 307 to 1572 and encodes 421 amino acids. The record is from RefSeq and is a predicted model, not a curated record. The transcript is spliced from 2 exons. Gene Ontology annotation, biological process: termination of RNA polymerase I transcription; transcription initiation at RNA polymerase I promoter. Gene Ontology annotation, molecular function: rRNA primary transcript binding.